Molecule: messenger RNA, 504 nt
Organism: Entamoeba histolytica HM-1:IMSS
Lineage: Eukaryota; Evosea; Mastigamoebida; Endamoebidae
Exons: 1
Coding region: 1-504 (167 amino acids)
Source: RefSeq, a predicted model, not a curated record
AUGAAUAAUAAUAUCAGAAAAGUCUUUUUAUCAAUUGCGUUUUCUUUCCUUGUUGUUAUGUAUAUGUUCUUUCUAUCCAUUCCAAUACUUCAUUUAAUCUCAUUAAUUUCAACCAAAACAAUUUCUAAAGAAGAAUUAUGUAAUAAAUACACAUGGGCUAGAAGAAUUUCAUUAAUACUAGGAAUUACUUAUGGAUUAGGAAUAAUGGUAAUUCCAAAAUUAAGAAGAUGUGCUUUAUAUUCUGCUUCUAUUAUGAUAUUCACUUUAAACAUGAUUCCCUUUUUAUUAAUUAUUGAUUGCAUUGGACUUAUUCUUAUUCAAUUCUAUUCAUUACCAUCUUCUUUUUUCAUAUCAUUUAUUACAGCAAAUCAUCUUCCAAAUUAUUACAGAGUCUCAAUGUUUCUUUUUGUUAUUAUUGGUUCAUUAUUGGUUGAUGCUUAUUCACUUUGGAAAGGACAUAGAUUAGAGUAUCGUCAUUUUACUUUCCAUUCAUCUAAAAUAUGA